AUGAGAAUCCGCAUCCGUGGCCCUGGCGGCCAAUCCACCAUCUUCCUAGACGAAAACGCAACUAUCCGCGACCUUCAAACUGAGAUUAAUGAGAAAACAGCGUUGGCAUCGUAUGACAUCAAGUACGGCUAUCCCCCCAAACCACUGCACCUCGACCAGCUCGACCCGGCUGAAUUUGUCAGGGGAAUCGGCACAAAUCUCAACGGAGAACAACUUAUUAUUAGCAAGAGGGAGACAGGGCCUGCUGCUGCCGUCACGUCAGCCAGUUCAACACAACAACAAGAACAACAACAACAACAAAAACAAAAAAAUCCCGCUUCAAAUGUCGCUCUCCCCGGGAAUUCAAAUAGGCCUGUACAAACUCCGCAGACUGCGCAGACUGCGCAGACCACUCAAUCCAAAUCAGGCAUCCCGAAGCCACUAUCAUUAACCCGCAAGGAAAACACCACCGUUGAAAACGACCCUCCGGAGAUCCCUUCGCCUGACCACAGAGGCACAGUCGUCCUCCGCAUCAUGCCGGAUGACAACUCCUGCCUCUUCCGAGCUGUCAGCAGCGCAGUGAUAGGGGCCAUGGACGCAGUAACUGAGCUGCGAUCGAUAAUCGCACAGACCAUCCAAGAGCAGCCGGAGCUGUAUACAGCCGCAGUACUAGAAAAGUCACCAGACGACUACUGCCGCUGGAUCCAGACGGAGGACUCGUGGGGUGGAGGGAUUGAGUUGAGCAUACUCAGCAAACACUUCGAUGUCGAGAUCUGCUCUAUAGACGUGCAGUCGCUGCGCGUCGACCGGUUUAACGAGGGGAGGCCAACACGGUGUAUCGUUGUGUAUUCGGGAAUCCAUUAUGAUACCAUUGCCCUUUCACCGUCGGACGAGCCGUAUACGCAUGCCUAUGCGCCGCCGGAGUUCGACACUAAGAUAUUUGAUGCGGUUGAUCUUGUCAUUCUUGAGCGGGCGGUGGAGCUGUGCCAGAUCCUGCAAGCGAAACACUAUUUCACAGACACUGCGUCGUUUCGAAUCCGGUGUAACAUGUGUGGGAGUGAGUUUGUGGGUGAGAGGGGGGCUACGAAGCAUGCUACGGAGACUGGGCAUUAUGACUUUGGGGAAGCGGCUUAG
This is a messenger RNA of Paracoccidioides brasiliensis Pb18, 1113 nucleotides long. Its product is annotated as ubiquitin-specific protease OTU1. Gene Ontology annotation, cellular component: nucleus; cytosol. Bases 1 to 1113 code for a protein of 370 amino acids. Gene Ontology annotation, biological process: protein deubiquitination; endoplasmic reticulum unfolded protein response. Gene Ontology annotation, molecular function: cysteine-type deubiquitinase activity. The transcript has a single exon. The record is from RefSeq and is a predicted model, not a curated record.